Molecule: messenger RNA, 4006 nt
Organism: Vespula pensylvanica (western yellowjacket)
Lineage: Eukaryota; Metazoa; Arthropoda; Insecta; Hymenoptera; Vespidae
Exons: 4
Coding region: 154-3276 (1040 amino acids)
Source: RefSeq, a predicted model, not a curated record
GUGCGAAUCGAUUCAUCGUUCUCGAAACGUCCAUCUCGUUUUUUUGUUUGAUCAACAACCUGUUGAUUUAUAUUGUGGUAGGGUGUAUUAUCUUUUAUUUGUUAUGUUUAUUGCAUUGACGAUCCUAUAAAUUCUUUUAUAAAUUUAUAAAAAAUGGAUAAUACCGAGAAUGUACCGAAGUAUAAGUGGACGCCUGAAAGCACAUCUUUGCUGGUUUCUAUAUGGUCGGACAACCAGGUACAAAAACAAUUUGAAUAUGCUACAAAAACAAAACUUAUAUGGGAGAGUGUAGCCAGAUACAUGAAAAAAAAAGGAUAUAAUGUAUCAGCAAAUCAAUGUCGUUCAAGAAUGAAACAAGUAUUAAUAUGUUAUCGUGAAGCAAAAAAAGCAGGUACUCGUGCUGAUGUAGAACAAUAUUAUGAGUUGAUUGACAAAGUUUCCAAAAGCAAACGUUUAGAGAAUAAUAUUGAUAAUGGAAUUGAUACAGUGGAUAUUGCAACAAAUAUAAAAUCUCUUUCGAAGGAUGUAAAAUCAUCUAAAAACCUACAAAUGCGGCAUAAGUUUCAAGAACCAGUACAAUCUUUUCUUCGCACAGAAGCUCUCUCUCCAACAUGGACAAUUGGCCGUGAAUAUGAAUACCCUGAUUCUCCAGAAUCAAAUGAAACUAUCAUAGCUCGUCCCUAUGGUGUCCUUUCUCCUACAAGAGAUGUUGCUGUUAAUACUUGUAUGCAAGAAAGAAAAACGAAGGAUCAAUGUAUUUCUGCUCCUAUAGAAGAGCCAAUCCGUGAAGAAUGUAGACAAAACAUAUUUUCUAAUUAUCCAUCUGGAGAUAUCCCAUAUCAAAAUAGUGUACAGAAUGUACAAAAUCAAAUAAUACAAGAAAAUAUGCAACAAAAUCAGAAUUUCCUACAAAACCAUAUAUGGAAUCAAAUGCAGCAACAAAAUAUGUUUAUUCCUGGUUUAGGUUUUCAAAAUAAUAUAAAUCAGGAAAGAAUGCCAUAUUUUAUUAAUGACACAACACAAACUGCUACUUUACCUAUUAUGAAUCCUAAUAUUUUAAGGCAACAUAACCAGUUACAUCAAACUACAAUGGCAAAUAAUAGAGCAAUGCCACAAGAACCACAAAAAAUUAUUUAUGGACAAAAUGUAGCAUCAGGUACCUCCAGACGUUAUCAAGAUACUGUUCCAACAUCUGCUACAGUAGAUGCAAAACAAUAUGAAUCUCCCAAUUAUUCAUUAGAUGUAACGCCAAAUUUAAAUGUAGCUUUUUGUCAAACAGAAAACGAAACAAAAUUACAUAAUUUAAAUGAGACAUAUAAUCGUUCAUUACAAAUAGAUAAUUUUACUCAAGCAAAUCCUGAAGUUUCAGUAGUAACAAAUAAUGCAACUUGUAAUGAUGAUAGUCUUUUAUUGGAUCACUCAAUAGACUCUCUUAAUCAAUUGGAAAAUGAUAAUAAAUUAAAAGAUACAGCUGUAAAUACAGAGAAUAUACCAAACAUUCCACUGAGAAAAAAGAAGGCGCAAAAGCUGGAGCAACUUGUAUUUAGUGCAAUUAAUUCUCAAAAUGAUGUUGUUAAUAAGAUACUUGCAGCGCAAAAUGAUAUGGUAUCUAAAUUUUUAGACAUAGAUAGAGAUCGACAAAGUAGAUUAGAAAGUCGUUUAGAUCAUUUAUUAAAUGUUGUUCAUGCUAAAGUUCUUAAUAAGAAUGCAGACGAAGAACAACAAAAUCAACCAUCUUCUGAAGAACCAGCUAUAAUGUGUUUAGACCCACCACCAAAACCAGGAGUGGUUCCUCCAAAAUUGGAUUUAGUUCCUCCAAAACCAUGUCGUGUACCUUGUACAAUACCAAACUCUAAUAUAGAGUUAAUCAAUAAGAAUCCUAUAUUGACAAGACCUGGUAUCGUUUCACCAAUUACCAGUCCAUCAAAAAAACCAGGCACGAUUUGGUCGAAAUUGGGACCUGUAUCGCAAUCUCCAUUUGUUAAAGCUCAACAAAGAUUGGGACUACAACCUGUAUUUAAUGCAGAAACACGAACACAAUCUUCGGCAGAGAGACGUAUUGCUAAGGAAGUUGGAAACAUGAAAUUUGAUUUAGAGACAUUGAUAGUUGAAACGACUAAAUUUUUAGAAGUAGAAAGACAAAUUGAAGAGAAAGUUGAGAAUGCAAGACUUCAGCAAAGUAUAGGACAAAGUUUAAAUGCACGGAGAAAAUUAUUUACACAAAGAGAGCCUACAGCAGCAAUGAUACUCACAACUGCUUUCUUAGAAGCAGAACGACAAAAGUCAGAACCAUUUAUAAGUCGUUUUAACUCUGCAAAUUCAAAUAAAAGCAACUUUAAAAAAAUAAUAGAUGAUAAUUUACUUGCUGGCCAAGGUGAACAUUACGAAUAUUUACGACAAUUGAAUCAAUCAAAUGUUCAUCCAUGUUACAUACCAUGUGAUACAUCUACCCCAGCUAAAUUAGUAACACAUACUACAAAUUCAGAAGAGCCUCAUAAAGUAGUACCCAAACAGACAAUUCAACAAUUAGCUCAACUUGUAAUGAACAGCGCAAGAUGGAGGAAUCUUCCUGCUCAGAGUGAACAAUUUAUGGAACAAGAAAGAAAGAAUGCUUAUACUGCUCCGAAAGCAAAUGUUCAGUUAUCUUCAGAAAUGAAGGAAGAAAAGCAAGAUGUUCGUAGAGGAUUUCCAUAUGAUCAUAACAAAAUAUAUUCUGCUGAAUCAGUAAGUGAAGAGCCGAAUAUAUACAAGUCUUCAUUACAUACUGAACCAGCAUCACAAAAAUCUGUCUUUCCUAUGGGUUUUACUACUACUAUAUUAAAUAAAGAAAUAUCAAAAGAUAAGGCUAAUGAGAUAGUAAAAGAUACUAAAUCCAUAGAAUUUCUUGAUAAUAUAAUCGAUCGUAAACAGCAAAAUGUGCGUUUUAUGGACGAGGCUUUAGCAGAACUUCAAAGAAUGUACAUUGAACAAAAUAAUAACGGACUAAAGAAAACAACUGAAAUUUCACCAUUUUCAACAAACAAUGGUAAUGCCAAUGGCUACAAUCAAAAUAUGAUCGAACGGUAUAUACGUGAAAUAAUACCAAGAAAACAAUUUGGAAAUGUUAAAGAUAAAGAGAUCGAUUCGGAUGAGGAUGAAUUUUUAGAUACUACAGGAAGCAUGCCUCCAAUAAUUAAACGUAGAGAAUCUUUAACUUCAACAGGUACAACUUCGACAGAGACUGCUCAUUCAAUGAAAACAAACAAGCUAACUCCUGCACAUUGUACAAUUAGUUAACUCUGAUAAAAAUACUUCGUAUUGUUAUUUUUUACAAUUUGAUUUUAUAUUACAGUAAGUUAUGAUGUUUGCUAAUUUUUCUUUAUAAAUUGAAUCAUUGAAUUUAACAUAGAUAUUUUUAGAUAUUAACUCAUAGAUUUGUUAUCUAUUUUAAAAGAAUUAUUUUGAAAGUUGAUCAUGCUUAAAUAAUUAAAAUUAAUAAUAAAAGUGCCUUAUUAAUUUUUAAGCAAACACCAGUGCAAUAGAAUAUUGCAUUGUUAUGAUUGAAAGUAUAAUUCUUGUUUAUAUAAAAUACAAAUGUCUACUUUCAUUUUCCAAUUUACAAUUAGAUGCAUAAAAAUUAAAGACGUAUGUUUUGUUAAAUAUUUUUUCAUUGUGUUUAUUGUCAAAAUCAUUCAUAUAUUUUGUUAAUAUAGUGCAUUGAUUAUUACAUUUAUGUUAAAUUUUAUGUAACUAUGUGAGAUUUAUCAAUGUGAAAUUGAGUAAACAAAAACUACAUAGUUGCAGAUUCAGUUAUAAGUAUAAAAUUGUAUUUUUUAUAAAUAAAAAGUAAAAUUAAAGUGGCUUAGUAUUAAUUAAUUAAUAUAAGCUAAAUUUUGUGUUUGCUAACUAUGAAGUAGUUAAUAUAACAAUACUUAAUUUAUCGUACCAAAUAUAAAAAUUUUGUAUUUCUAUGUAUAUGUAACUGUAUCGUUUUCUUCUAUCAAUAAAUCUUAUAAUUUACAACAAA